Messenger RNA from Sclerotinia trifoliorum, 1284 nucleotides. The record is from the annotation of a GenBank genome assembly. NCBI's taxonomy places the organism in Eukaryota, Fungi, Ascomycota, Leotiomycetes, Helotiales, Sclerotiniaceae.
CGGUAGGCAGUUCAUAAUGUCAAUCAAGUGAGUAAAUAGUCGUCCCUUGUGGUUUCUGUAGUGUAGUAUUUCAUGGCUUUCAAUUUCUACUUCCCCUUCUCCCCAUUCUUUACUCUCAAUUCUUUCUCCUCUUCGUCCUUGUUUUUUUAACCUACAGUUCCUUCAUCAUGUAUGCCUUUCACCAAGAACAGCAUCUUUAUGCCUUGCAAAUGGCACAAGAAGCAAUGCUAAAAUCUACUCGCGAAAAAAGUUGGGUAAUGACCUCUAAUGACGCCGGAUUCGUCAAACUUCCCAAUGAACGAAUCCUCUAUGCCUCACCUCCUCGAACGAGUUUACAAAUUUCUACGACGGCUACUUCUGCGGGCGCGGAGCCAUAUUCAGCUAAAAGCGAUGCUGGAAUCGUAUAUAUUAGCAAUCAAAGAGUAGGUGCAUCUUUUCUCUCACUCUUUUAACUAUUUACUAACUUGAACUCAAGAUAGUUUAUCUUCCAAGUUCACCUACUCCCGAGCUUCAAUCAUUUUCUUCACCCAUUUUAAACCUACAAGAUAGCUACGUUCGUGCGCCGUUCUUCGGCGCCAAUUACUGGACUGCCCUCUGCAAGCCAGUUCCGGGAGGUGGAAUCCCCCCGGAUUGUCCUUCGGUCGAGCUCAAGAUGACAUUCAGAGAAGGCGGGGCAUUUGAUUUUCAUUCUUGCCUAGAACAAAUUAAAGAGCGUCUAUACCAAGCGUAUAGUGUCGCACGGGAACAUGGGGGAAGGGGAACUAGUGGUGUUGAUUUGGCGAACAUGGAUUUAGAGCAAUUGCCUGCUUAUGAACCUGCGAGGGAGGUUACAGAUGAAGCACCUAUUGUUACUCAAGAUAGCGGGGUAGCAAGCACAACCAGGAGUUCACCACGGGCCGAAACCUUCACCGCGCCAGCUGAGCCCCCUCCAGAUUAUGAAGAAGCACAAGCACAAGCCGUCUCGGUGGACCUGGAUCAGCGAUUACGAGAGCAGGCUGAGCGGCAAUGAGACGGGGUAAGCAACAUUUACAGCAUGCUGUGUCACAAAUGUUUUGUUACAUCGGGUAUUACGAAGUCAUGAAUGAAUGAAUGCUGGAAGGUUCGCGGGACUUAUGGAGGGCAAAGGCGUUCUUCUAUCACAAAUUUACAUCUAAGACUUGGCAUGGUCCAUGAUGAGAAAUGGGGUAUAAAGCAGCACUGCAACGGCGUUCGAGAGGUUGGUGAUAAAUUGCUUCAAGAUGGAAUUGAUGUCAAAAAUUGUCCAAAAUAACUGUUAUACCAUGA